Messenger RNA from Procambarus clarkii (red swamp crayfish), 1111 nucleotides. Its product is annotated as globin D, coelomic. Gene Ontology annotation, biological process: response to hypoxia; oxygen transport. Lineage: Eukaryota; Metazoa; Arthropoda; Malacostraca; Decapoda; Cambaridae. The record is from RefSeq and is a predicted model, not a curated record. Gene Ontology annotation, molecular function: heme binding; oxygen binding; oxygen carrier activity. Gene Ontology annotation, cellular component: extracellular region; hemoglobin complex.
GCCCAACCGCCAGGUGAGGAGGAGGUCGCUGCUGCCGGUGCGUCGAGAACCGCGUGUCGCACGCUCUUACAACCCCCUUCCCUCUCUCACCCUAUCCUCGCAUAUAACUAUCGCAUUGUCUACUCUCUCGCGAGAACCUUUCCUGCCGUUGUAAGACCGCUAGAAGUUUAGAAUCAAGCCAAGAGGUUAUAGAUGGUUGAAAUAAAGCAGAGGAAGCCCACCGAGUGAGGGUUUGAAUUGGUGUGAGAGGAGGAGGUCCGCAGGUAGUGGAGGCUGCCAAUCACAGCCUCCGCCUCCCAACAUCUCAUUAGCCGGUUAUCGCAGUAAUUGAAGCGAUAUUUAUAAAGAGAUAACGCAGUGAGCAGCUGACAUAGCCAGAAGCAUGGGAGGUAUUCUCAGUGGACUGUGGGGCUGGAUCGUCCCCAACUCUAAGGUGAAGGCGAUGACCUUCCCGGAAGAGGACGACCUUGGCCCUGGCGCAGACGUGGCCGACCCUACCACAGGCCUUACACUACGCCAUCGCACAGCUAUGAUCAGGACCUGGGACCUGGUGCGACCUGACAUGAAGGUCCAUGGUGUCAACUUCUUCCUCAGACUGUUCCAGGAUGAACCAAUCAUACAGACCAGGUUUAAAGGGUUUGCCGGCGUACCAGAGGCAGAGCUGCGUAAGAGCAAGCGUCUUGUUGCUCAUGGUACCACGGUAAUGAUGGCAAUAACUAGCAUGGUGGACAACUUGGAUGAUGUGUCAGUGUUGGUGGAGCUCCUCAAAAAUACAGGUGCCAACCACAAGAAUAGAGGAAUACCCAGGGAAGACUUUGCGAAAUUGUUCCCUGUGCUACUUAAUUUUCUCCGAGAUAGCCUGGGAUCUGCAUGGACACCAAAGGCUGAAGAGGGCUGGAAGCAGGCAUGCAAAGUUAUAAAUGCUGUCAUCGUUUCUGCAUAUGAUAGCCCGUGAUUCACAGCGCUCUUGAGUGCAAACUGUAUUCUAGGUUUAAUGAUUUUGUAUCUAAUAUCCUACCAAAUAUUAUUGGUAUUCUGUAUGGGAUAAUGUACUCAUGUAAUGUUCUAAUAUUAAGUAUGUAUUUAGUAUAAGAAAUAAUUUGAAAAUUUA